GGGGGUCUCUGGGGAGACCCCGGGGUAAGGUCGCCGCGAGGGGCCGAGCCAGGACUCCGCCCACAGGCUGGUGGCGUUCCCACUUGUCAGUGCCACCAUUCGAGCUCGGGCGGAGCGACGGGGUGAAGGGGUGGCCUGCCCUUCCACACCUGUGGGAUAUCUCAUCAGGUGGGACGAGAGACUGAGAAAAGAAAUAAGACACAAAGUAUAGAGAAACAACAGUGGGCCCAGGAGACCGGCACUUGGCACACUAAGGACCUGCACCGGCACCGGUCUCUGAGUUCUCUUAGUUUUUAUUAUUAUUUUCAUUAUCUCAGCAAGAGGAAUGCAGUAGGAGAGCAGGGUGAUAAUAGGGAGAAGGUCAGCAAAAAAAGCAUGUGAGCAAAAGAAUCUGUAUCAUAAUUAAGUUUAAGGGGAGGUACUAUGCCUGGACGUGUACGUAGGCCAGAUUUGUUUCUCUCCACCCAAACAUCUCAGUGGAGUAAAGAAUAACAAGGCAGCAUUGCUGCCAACAUGUCUUACCUCCCACCAUAGGGCAGUUUUUCUCCUGUCUCAGAAUUGAACAAAUGUACAAUCGGGUUUCAUACCAAGACGUUCAGUUCCCAGGGGCAGGCAGGAGACAGUGGCCUUCCCCUAUCUCAGCUGCAAGAGGCUUUCCUCUUUUACUAAUCCACCUCAGCACAGACCCUUUACGGGUGUCGGGCUGGGGGACGGUCAGGUCUUUCUCAUCCCAGGAGGCCACUUUUCAGACUAUCACAUGGGGAGAAACCUUGGACAAUACCCGGCUUUCAAGAGCAGAGACCCCUGUGGGUUUCCGCAGUCCAUUAUGCCUGUGGUUUGUUGACACUAGAGAAUGGCGAUGACUUUUACCAAGUAUACUGCUGGUAAACAUUUUGUUAUUAAGGCACGUCCUGCACAGCCCUAGAUCCCUUAAACCUUGAUUUCAUACAACACAUGUUUUUGUGAGCUCCAGGUUGGAUCAAAGUGGUUGGGUCAAAGUGGCUGGGGCAAAGCUACAAAUUAACAACAUCUCAGCAAAGCAGUUGUUCAAGGUACAGGUCAAAAUGGAAUUUCUUAUGUCUUCCCUUUCUACACAGACACAGUAACAGUCGGAUCUUUCUUUCUUUUCCCUACAAGGGGCAGCAGUGCGAUGGGGUGGUUCCCAGCGCAUGGGAGACAGGGUGGGUUCGCGGUUCCUGGUGUUCCAUGAGAAGUCAGAGAUGCACUGAGCAGAGCUGGGGGAGAAAGGGGGUUUCGCUCAGCCUCAGAUGUCCUGCCUGGGAGGCCCAGUCAGUAGUGGAGUCGCUCUGCGUGUGGAGGAGGUACUCUGGGAAGGGAGGAGAGUUUGGGCCAGUUCUUCCCCAAGGGGGAAGGUGCUGAGGGAUCGGCCAGGGCCCAUCCUGUGGCUGCUUGCUAUGGGAGGGUGGUGGCUGGCUCUUCCAGUUGUGUGACUCCUAAAGAGCGGGCUUAGCCUUUAGCCAGGAGACUCCACUUCCAAGCUUGUUCAGGCUGUUGGCCGAAUCUGUUUUUCUUGAGGUUGGUCCUCAGAAGUGCUGGCUGCCAGCCUGAGUGGUCCUUAGCUCUCCGAGGUCCUUCCAUGUGGCCCUCAGAUCUUUCUCAGGCUUUUAAGGGCUCAUUUGAUUAGAUUGGGUCCACCAGGGUAAUUCACGUCCAUAACCUUAAUUCCCUGUGCAAAGUCCCUUUUGGUAUGUAGUGUAACAUAAGCACAAGUUCCAGGGAUUAGGAUAUGGACCCGGGGGAGAGGGGGCAUUUAUGCUGUGUCCUGGUAAGCAAGAUCCCACACAUAAUGAAGUGAGAAAAAUAAGGUGUGAAGCCAUAGCAUCGUUGGGUGUAAUUUGUCAUUAAAAGGCAAACGUAUGUUUAUAUAUUUGCUGUGUAAACCUAGAUUAAUCUGGAAUGGUACACUAGAAACAAGGGAAACUGUGUGGAUGUUUGGGGAAUUUUUCACCAUAAAUCCUUUUUACCUUUUAAAUUUUGAGGUGACUAUGCCCCUAUUCAGAAACAAUGAGAAUUUAAAGUAUUUUUAAAUAAAAUGAACUAAAUAAAUAUUGCAGAUUAUUAUAUCACCACUUGGAUGGGGAGAGGUUUCCCUCAAGGAAACUGGGCAUCUGCACUGUAAGGGCAGGCAGAUGCAGUCACAGAGGGCCUUGUCACCCCCAUCGCCCAUGUCUCCUCCAUUUCUGCUGCCACGUGAUAGGCACCUUAGUGCUGUACCUGCUUUGAAUCUCAUCUCCCACCAUUCCUCUGAGCAUGCUGCCAAGUUAAUCUUGAGAUAUUAGUUUUGUCUUUCCUGACACAGAAAUGUGGCCAGUGUUUCACCUUCAUCUGGCAGCCAAGGCCCCUUAUCAUUGGUCCAUAGUAACCAUCCCUGUGAGCUCUGUUCAUAUCUCCUUGCCAUCUCUCUCUAGCUUUUCCCUACACUUGUCCUCUGACCUUUUCACCCAGACCACUAGUUGUGCAUUCCUCCUUGAUGGUGAUCUGAGUCCAGGAGCACCACCCAGCCCUUCUUUCUUCCCCACAUGGCCUAUGGGUGACACCUACCAUCACGUUGACUCCCCGCACCAUCCUUCUGCCACCUUUCUUCACAUCCCCUUUGCAGAUCCCCUUGACCACACCCUCAUUCUCAGCUGGCGCUCAUGAAGGACAGAAGAGUCAAUGUCAGUACAAUGUCCUUGUCAUGCCCAGCCUCAGAACUCGCCGUGAGGAGGCAGAGAUGGAGCUCUCAGCUCCAGGACCAUCCCCUUGGACCCCUGCAGCCCAGGCCCAUGUGAGUGAUGCUCCUGCUGUGACCCACCCUGGAUCUGCAGCCUGUGGUACCCCCUGCUGUAGUGAUACUGAGCUGGAAGCCAUCUGCCCUCACUAUCAGCAGCCAGAUUGUGACACCAGGACUGAAGACAAGGAGUUUCUUCACAAGGAAGACAUUCAUGAAGAUUUGGAAUCACAGGCAGAAAUAUCAGAAAACUAUGCUGGUGAUGUUUUGCAGGUACCCGAGCUUGGAGAUCUGUGUGAUGAUGUAUCAGAAAGAGACUGGGGAGUCCCCGAAGGCAGGAGGCUGCCACAGUCCCUCUCCCAGGAGGGGGACUUCACACCAGCUGCCAUGGGGCUCCUUAGGGGCCCCUUAGGGGAGAAAGAUCUGGACUGUAAUGGUUUUGACAGUCGCUUCAGUCUGAGCCCAAACCUGAUGGCAUGUCAGGAAAUCCCUACAGAAGAGAGGCCACAUCCAUAUGACAUGGGUGGCCAGAGUUUCCAGCACAGUGUGGACCUAACUGGUCAUGAGGGGGUUCCCACAGCUGAAAGUCCACUCAUAUGUAAUGAGUGUGGGAAAACCUUCCAAGGAAAUCCUGACCUUAUUCAGUGUCAAAUAGUCCACACUGGGGAGGCUUCCUUUAUGUGUGAUGAUUGUGGGAAAACCUUCAGCCAGAACUCAGUUCUUAAAAACCAUCAUCGAUCUCAUAUGAGUGAGAAAGCCUACCAGUGCAGCGAAUGUGGGAAAGCCUUCCGAGGGCACUCAGACUUUUCUAGGCAUCAGAGUCACCACAGCAGUGAGAGGCCUUAUAUGUGUAAUGAAUGUGGAAAAGCCUUCAGCCAGAACUCGAGCCUUAAAAAGCACCAAAAGUCUCACAUGAGUGAGAAGCCCUAUGAAUGCAAUGAAUGUGGGAAGGCUUUUAGGCGGAGCUCAAACCUCAUCCAACAUCAAAGAAUCCAUUCUGGGGAGAAACCGUAUGUGUGCAGUGAGUGUGGGAAGGCCUUCAGGCGAAGCUCAAACCUCAUCAAACACCACAGGACUCACACAGGAGAGAAGCCUUUUGAGUGUGGCGAGUGUGGGAAAGCCUUCAGCCAGAGUGCACACCUGAGGAAGCACCAGAGGGUCCACACUGGAGAGAAGCCUUAUGAGUGUAAUGAUUGUGGCAAGCCCUUCAGUCGGGUCUCCAACCUCAUUAAGCACCACAGGGUUCACACUGGAGAGAAACCCUAUAAGUGCAGUGACUGUGGGAAAGCAUUUAGUCAGAGCUCCAGCCUUAUUCAGCAUCGGAGAAUUCACACUGGAGAAAAGCCUCACGUGUGUAAUAUAUGUGGAAAAGCCUUUAGUUAUAGCUCAGUGCUCCGAAAGCACCAGAUCAUCCACACGGGAGAGAAGCCAUACAGAUGCAGUGUCUGUGGGAAGGCCUUCAGCCACAGCUCAGCCCUCAUUCAGCACCAGGGCGUGCACACAGGCGACAAGCCCUACGCCUGCCAUGAGUGUGGGAAGACCUUUGGUCGCAGCUCCAACCUCAUCCUUCACCAGCGAGUCCACACUGGAGAGAAGCCCUAUGAAUGUACUGAAUGUGGAAAAACCUUCAGCCAGAGCUCAACCCUCAUUCAGCAUCAGAGGAUUCAUAAUGGGCUGAAGCCCCAUGAAUGUAACCAGUGUGGUAAAGCCUUCAACCGAAGCUCAAAUCUCAUUCACCACCAGAAAGUUCAUACUGGGGAAAAACCCUACACCUGUGUUGAAUGUGGUAAGGGCUUCAGCCAGAGCUCACACCUCAUUCAGCAUCAGAUAAUCCACACUGGCGAGCGCCCCUACAAAUGCAGUGAGUGUGGGAAAGCCUUCAGUCAGCGUUCUGUCCUCAUCCAGCACCAGAGGAUUCACACUGGGGUGAAGCCCUACGACUGUGCUGCUUGUGGGAAAGCCUUCAGCCAGCGAUCAAAGUUGAUCAAACACCAGUUGAUUCACACCAGGGAAUAGGCUGUUGGGCUGGCAGGAGUGAAACUGAGCAUAGUUUCCUCUCCAACUCCUCUUUGGCCAUUGUCUCAGCCUCUGCCACUUCCCAGACCGAAAGCCUGGACUCAGCUCACUGCCUACAUCCAGUGGCCACAUAGCCUGGGACCCUCCUUUGAAACAUCCUUUACAGGCUCCCUUCUCACUGCCACUGCUCUUGCCUCUUGUGAUGUCUUGGGUUUGGGCUUGUUUUUACAGCUUAUGAACGGACUGCACGUUUGUUACAAGGGAGAAGAUUCUGGAGGCUGCAUAUUCAUGAAUAGAGUUUAUUAUUAUAAUCAAAAGUUACCAAAAAAGUAAAGUGACAUUUGGUUUUAGAUAA
Gorilla gorilla gorilla (western lowland gorilla) is the source of this 5102-nucleotide messenger RNA. RefSeq names its product zinc finger protein 16 (gene ZNF16). NCBI's taxonomy places the organism in Eukaryota, Metazoa, Chordata, Mammalia, Primates, Hominidae. The coding region runs from base 2699 to 4747 and encodes 682 amino acids. The transcript has 3 exons. The record is from RefSeq and is a predicted model, not a curated record. Gene Ontology annotation, cellular component: nucleus. Gene Ontology annotation, biological process: regulation of gene expression.